UGUAGUUUGCAAAUCAACGCUAUAUUAUGGGUAACGUGUUCAACUUAAUUCAAAACUGGAUCAGCAGUCAGUGUAACGAUUAUGCCAAUAACGUAACGAUCCCAAUACGUCAUAGUAAUGCGAUUCCGAUUCAUCCGCCCGUUUAUUCUUGGGAUAAAAAAAUAGAAAUUGAUGCGGACCAAUUUCAAUUAGAAAAUAUGAACGGUCAAUUCAUUUAUCGAACCAUCGUCAUCCAAGGACAGCAAUUUACGAUCGACGGAUGUAGGCGAUGCUUAAUUCUUGUCACAGGGACGUUCGAUAGCAUCUUUAUCGAUGAUUGCAUGGAUUGCAAAAUUAUUCUGGGGCCAGUCAGAGGCAGCGUUUUCUUACGGAGUUGCAGUCAGUGUUUCGUCGUGACGUCUUGCGGACAAUUUCGAACAAGAGAUUGUAAUGAAAUAACCUGCUAUAUUUUUUGUAGCAGUCAACCAAGCAUCGAGGUGUCUUACGCGAUGAAGUUUCAAUGCAUUUCGCUCGAUUAUCCAGGGCAGCGUGAUGACUUUGCUAAUGCCAGACUGAAUUCGACAAUCGCCAAUCGGUGGUCGGAGAUUUUUGAUUUUACACCGUCUUCUUUGUCGAGCAAUUGGAGGUUGCUACCCGUUGAAGAUCGAGUAGAAGAUCAUCUAGAUGAAAUGGAACUCUUGCAUUGUACCAAUCUCCAAAUUACCUUUAACCGGACCCGAUCCCUCAUCCCCUUCACUCAUCCAGCGCUGAACAUUUCCGACAGGGAUGAUCCGUUAGGCAAUAUCCAGUACGAUAUGAUGGGCAAACACUAAUAAAGAAAAACACAGCAAUGGUUCCCAAAUAUUGCUGUGUUGCCUCAACAUACUCAAGAUAAUACCAAAGGCUACAUUCUACAUGGUUUUUGGGAUUGCAAUAUAACAUUCUUUUUUUAUCAGACUUUACAAAGGCAAUGAUGGUUUAUUUCAAUGUGUCGACAAGCUCUGGAAGAGACGCAUAUUCUGAUAACUAAGAUAUGUGACUGCAACAGGUGUUGUAACUCAUACUGUACCUUAUAAGCUCAUGUUGAAUAAGCCCUUCGGGAUAGUCCAAGGACAAUCAAAUAUCACAAGGUUAACCGCCUUCUUGUUUCCGGGGCGUGGCGCAAUUU
Molecule: messenger RNA, 1147 nt
Organism: Daphnia carinata
Lineage: Eukaryota; Metazoa; Arthropoda; Branchiopoda; Diplostraca; Daphniidae
Product: protein XRP2-like
Exons: 5
Coding region: 27-812 (261 amino acids)
Biological process (GO): post-Golgi vesicle-mediated transport
Cellular component (GO): cilium; periciliary membrane compartment
Molecular function (GO): GTPase activator activity
Source: RefSeq, a predicted model, not a curated record